GUGAACGAUGAGGUUGAUGCUAGUUGUGAUACACAUCAGCCUGGUUGCAACCCAAAUGUGGGUAUCGGCGCAUUACAGAGACGAAGUCGAGGACAAUGAGUUUGCCGAAUUCGAGGACUUCCAAGAUGAUGACGAUAAGAUUGUUGUUGAAGAUAUUGGCCAGGGCCGGCCGUUGAAGCCAUUAUCGGCGAAUAUCAUCGACGACAAUGGCGAACAAGAGGACGAGGACGAGGAUGCAAUUGUUGAGGAUGAUGAUAAUGAAUUCGAUCAUUUUCAAGACGAGGAAGAAUUUGAGGGCUACGACAACGAUCGACUCGGUACUGGCAACAAAGUUGAUGACAAAGAAGUGCCCAAAAUCACAAUUACAAAGGUGCCGCUUCAUCUUCGGACAAAUUGGGACAGCUUCUACUUGGAAAUGCUGAUGGUAGCUGGUCUUGUCGUGUAUUUCUUGAACUUCUUCGCUGGAAAAUCUAAAAAUAAUAAGCUGGCGAAUAUUUGGUACUCAACACACAGAACAAUGUUGGAGGAAAAUUUUAGUCUUGUUGGGGAUGAUGGAAAAAUGGAGAACGAGGCUGGAGGUCUGAUGAAAGAGUCUGAGAACAUGUACAUGCUGUGGUGCAGCGGUCGAACAUGUUGUGAAGGCAUGCUGGUCGAACUCAAAUUCAUCAAGAGACAAGACUUGGUGGCGGUUGUUGCGCAGCUGAUGAGGCCCGCCCAUGAUCAGAUCCAUGUGCGCGUCGACAUGAACAGAGACGACAUGGACACUUUUGUGUUCUGUGUGGCUGCCAAGAAAACGGCUGCUCGGCUGUCCAAAGAUAUGGCUGAUCUGAGUGUCUACUGUCCAGAGCGGCGUUCUGGAGAUAAGUUCGGCCUGCCGUCGUCGUUCAGUCUGCUCAGUGAGAUGGCUGAAGUGAGUUCGGCAAUGCUCGACUCCAAGGUCGUCUCCACCAUCAACAAAUAUGCUGAUCUCAUCGAUUAUAUUCACUUCUCCGACCAGUUCUCAGGUCCUAAACAACCCGAAGACACAACUUUGGUGAAACUGCCGGACACUAAGAAGUCGUUGUUAUUUGGUUUCAAUGUGCCGGUUAAAGGCAAGUCGGCCUCUGAGGCUAUGGAACACAUUCGGCCACUCAUGCAGCUCGUCUUCUAUUGUAUGGAGAAGGUGAAGCGAUACCGGAUGGGCAAAGAGGCGAAGAACAAAGCGGACAAAAACCGCUUGCGCGUGGAAGAGGCUUUUCUGAAGACGACACACGCGGCACGCGCCGAAGCGGCCGCCGCCCGCCGGGAGGAGAAAAAGCGACUUGAAAAGGAGCGCAUUCUACUGGAGGACGAUCCUGAAAAGCAGCGUAAGUGGGAAGAGAGAGAGAUGAAACGGCAAAUGAAAAAGAAGGCUCCAAAAAUGAAGCAGCUCAAAGUAAAAGCUCUUUGAAUCGAUUUCAUCCUCACAUACACACACUUCUCUCGAUAACAAUAAUAAUAAUUCUGUAGUGUUCACUUUUUGUAAAUUUUUACCAUAAACUAGGAAAGUAGUUUCAAAUAGCUAUCUAUCGUAUAACUUAUUUUCAAGCUGUUUUAUCAAUUUUUCUUGAAAUAUUUGCUUUUGAACUUUGAAUGCUAUAACAAUUUCCACAUUAAAUGUAGGUUAAUAACCUAGAUAAUUGUUAUGUUAUGGCCUUUACUUAAGAAUUGGAUUCAAGAAAUUUUAUUAGUUUCAGAAGCCGGUUGCAAAAAAGCCGGCUAAAUUUCAACCGUGAUUAAUUCCACGAGAUCCAAUCAGAGAAGCCGUCUUUUCAAAAAAGCCUUCUCUGAUUGGUUCUCGUGAAAUUAAUCAGGGUUAAAAUUUAAUCGGCUUUUGUACAACCGGGCCCAGUAGUUACAAACAUCAAAUAAAUAAUAUACAAAAAUAGAACGCCGUUUUACAAAGUUUCAAAAUCAACAGCAGUUCAAAAGUUGAAAGUUAACAAUGUAUCUAGAAUACAUUAUAUUGUACAUUCCUUGAAAAGUAACAUGUUAUCUUGAAUGUAGCAUAAAUUAUGUUACAUUGAAAGAUAACAUAUACCGAACAAUCUAAAGAAGAUUCGCGAGUUGUCAUUCCCAAAGUAAAACAAAACAGACGUGAUCUUCUGAAGAACUGGAAAGAAGAACAAAAGAAAGGUGCUGGGAAAAAUAGCUUGUAACCUUUGGUCGUAGGAAUGUAUUGUGUUAGUAUUUCAACCUGUUGUCCCUUUUAGGGAUCUGAGACCUAACUACAAAAUUAACAUCAGAACAUAACAAUAAUUCUUUUGGUGACUGAUAGUUUAAUUGAAGAGGCAAUAAUUGAUCCCCAUUUUCCUGCCAACCUAUACAAGGCAGUACCUACACUGAGUAUCUUUUGCCAAAUGCAAAAGUUGAAAAAAAUAAAAAUAUCAGUACCAUUUUAUUGAUUCAUUAAAUGUUUCAAUUCAUAAAAGCCAAUUUCAAAUGAAAAACAUUUGAGAAUGGUUUUAAUGAGUUGAAACAUUUUAUGCACUAAUAAAAUAAUAUAUUAUAAGGGUACUACUGGAUUAUAUCACAGAGAAACAAUAGCGUAAGUAGAUAUCCCAUGGUAUAGGGCGUUUAUGUCGCAACUUUUACUGCUAUCUCAAGCCGAUUAUUGUAGAUUACUGUCGAUUUUUAAUGUUUUGGCGGGGUGAGAGUGUAUGAACGGCACAAUAUGAGAGACUAUUGUGAGGUCCACGUUAUAAUGGCAGUGUGUGAUUUGCAAUCGUGUUGCUAUCCUUGUCUAUCGUUCAACAAAGCAGAUGGCGCUAUCUCUUUCACGCAUUGCGAUGUUGCCACAUCGUUUAUCAACAAUGUAGAAAUUCAACUAAUUGACAAAAUAUUUUAUCUCAAUCAUGAAAAUUUAUUAUUUCAUCUUUAAAAAAUAUAUUUUCUGGCCAUAUAAAAUAUGAUUAACUAUUUUCAACAAUAAUGAACAGUUAAAUUGAUCAGAUAUACCAGUAUCAGUUUGGGUGGCAAGGCUGAGAUCUGGCAACCCUUUUCUCCUACACUGCCAUUAUAACGUGGACCUCACUAUAUCAGCGUCACACAGCAUCAUGGGGAAGAACUACGUUGACUAUGGGCUUGAGUGAUAACAGUAAAAGUUGCGACAUAAACGCCCUAUACCAUGGGAUAUCUACUUACGCUAUUGUUUCUCUAUGAUUAUAUAUUUAUUUUAUUUCAACUUAUGAGUUUGUUUGAAAAAUACUUGGAAAUAGAUUACUGCCAUGUUUAGGUUGGCAGGAGGAUCAAUUGCCAACUUGGCUGACUCAAUCAUUGGAAACUACAAAUCUUAUUUUGAGUUAUUUUUUGAAACCAGGCCUCAGGCCUCAGGUGUCUACCAA
Messenger RNA from Nilaparvata lugens (brown planthopper), 3362 nucleotides. RefSeq names its product coiled-coil domain-containing protein 47. Gene Ontology annotation, cellular component: endoplasmic reticulum. Gene Ontology annotation, biological process: endoplasmic reticulum calcium ion homeostasis. Lineage: Eukaryota; Metazoa; Arthropoda; Insecta; Hemiptera; Delphacidae. Gene Ontology annotation, molecular function: calcium ion binding. The record is from RefSeq and is a predicted model, not a curated record.